This is a messenger RNA of Sesamum indicum (sesame), 1324 nucleotides long. NCBI's taxonomy places the organism in Eukaryota, Viridiplantae, Streptophyta, Magnoliopsida, Lamiales, Pedaliaceae. The record is from RefSeq and is a predicted model, not a curated record.
UCGAAGGGUAUUUGCUCACUUCACAUAUCAUAUAAGUAAAUUGCAUUUAACCUUGUAGAAGAAACUUUCCCCACUCUCUUUGCCAUCUUUUUCUGGCUAUUCAGCUCUCUCUUUCCCAACCCUCCUCCAUUCUUCCUGCUUAUUCUUUUACAUCAAUCUUUUCACAAGAAAACAACGAAUCAAGAACCCAAAAAAAGGAAAAAAAUAAAAGUAAAAAAGAGUCCCCUAUCAGAUCCUAGAGUUUUGCCCUUUUCUCUCUAGUGAUCUGAUCAAACCAAUCUUCAUCCCAUUGAUUUAACAGAAAAAAAAAAAAAAAAAAAGAAUCAAAGAAAAUGGUUCGUAUAAGCAAUUGGAUCAUCACAUUGCUCAAUAUUUUGAGCCUUGUGGCUGGAAUUGCUGCGGUUCUUAUGUCGGCAUGGUUGUUCAUAAAAAUCGAAACCCCAUGCGAGAGGAACUUGAGAAUGCCGUUUCUGAUGAUGGGCGGCGCGCUGCUGGGUGUUUCCAUUAUGGGGCUUCUGGGCUCCUGCUGCCGUCUCAACUUCUUCAUGUGGCUCUAUCUCAUCACCUUGUUUUUGAUCAUGUUGUGGUUGAUCGUCUUCACCAUUUUUGCGAUCAUCGUGACAAAUAAAAGCGUCGGGCGGGAGCUAUCUGGGAAAGGGUUGGGGGAGCGGAAGCUGGGGGAUUACUCGCACUGGCUGCAGAAUUAUGUGGUUAAUGAAGAAAACUGGGAUAAGAUUAGGGUCUGUUUUGGUCAGACCAAAUUAUGUUCGUUUGAGGCUGGAAAGGAUCAGAAUCAGUACAGUAAAUAUAUGUCUUCCAUGCAGUCAGGGUGCUGCAAGCCACCAAAUGUGUGCGGGCUAGUGUUCGAGAACGCAACGACUUGGAACAUGCCGAAAAAGGGUCCGGCAGAUCCCAACCCAGACUGCAGAACAUGGAGCAAUGUGCAGACAGAGCUGUGCUACAACUGCCAGUCCUGCAAGAUCGAAGCUCUUGAGGAAAUAAAGAAAGAAUGGAAGAUAUUGUCCCUAGCAAACACUUGCAUUCUUAUCGUCGUUGGCAUCAUUUACUCCAUCAGUUGUUGUGCCCUCAGAAACAACCAGAGCAAAGGAUACCAAAAAUACAAAGGCCACUAUGCUUGACCUACCACCUUCACAUGCAUGUUUGUUUGUUUUAGGUGUUUCUGUAUCUGCAUCACAAGAAAGAGGAGCGGAGAAAAAGAUAGAUUGAUGAUAUAUGUGGUAACUAUCUUUUGGUGUUAACUUGGAUAGAUUGAUGAGAAGGUAUAGAUAAAUAGUAGCUAGUUUUUUGCUUUUUUUUUUUUUUC